GGCAGGAAGGGGGGAACUGUGGUCAGGGAGCUGCUCGCUGGCAGAGCACAGCUGCGCAGUGCUGUCAGAGCGUCCGAUUCCCAGCUCACGGCCACUCAGCCCCUGCCCAAGAUGAUUCCAGCAGUGGUCUUCCUCUUACUCCUUUUGGUUGAACAAGCAGCGGCCCUGGGAGAACCCCAGCUUUGCUAUAUCCUGGAUGCAAUCCUGUUUUUGUAUGGUAUUGUCCUCACCCUGCUCUACUGCCGACUCAAGCUCCAGGUGCGAAAAGCAGCUAUAGCCAGCUAUGAGAAAUCAGAUGGUGUUUACACGGGCCUGAGCACCCGGCACCAGGAGACUUAUGAGACCCUGAAGCAUGAGAAACCACCACAAUAACCUUAGAACAGAUGCCCUUGGACACAUCCUUCUUCCACUCUCCUCCCAGCCCUCAUGGUUGGCAGCUGACCCUAUCCCUGUAAUGACCCUAUACCCCCACCCCUCAUUAAUAGACACCUCUCUGUCAAAGACCUCAGAUGCUCUUCAUCAAUGUUUAUAUUCUAGUCUCACCCACUUACACCACCCUUCCCCUCUUCUCCAUUUCAACUCCCACUAAACAAUGGAAAGGAACUGUCAUCAAUAAAGCCACCACAGACUGGA
Molecule: messenger RNA, 633 nt
Organism: Camelus dromedarius (Arabian camel)
Lineage: Eukaryota; Metazoa; Chordata; Mammalia; Artiodactyla; Camelidae
Gene: FCER1G
Product: Fc epsilon receptor Ig
Exons: 5
Coding region: 112-372 (86 amino acids)
Biological process (GO): neutrophil activation involved in immune response; immunoglobulin mediated immune response; positive regulation of phagocytosis
Cellular component (GO): Fc-epsilon receptor I complex; membrane; external side of plasma membrane
Molecular function (GO): IgG binding; IgE receptor activity
Source: RefSeq, a predicted model, not a curated record